AGUGCGGAGGUGCAUCCGAGCCCGAUCUUGCAGUGGUUUCCCUGAAUCGGAGUGACGACGGUGCAAGAGGCCAGCGCUGCUGCAUGCGGCUCUGACUGGCAGUGUUUCCACACGCGCGCGCGCGCAGGAUGAAUCAGACUCCUGGCUGGUUGCGGAGGAGAAGCGCUUUGGCUGAUAAGGAGGCAGAAGGUGAGAGUUGGGAGAAGAACAAUGAGGAGAAACCCAGCGGAGGAUUGAUGGGUAGUGCCAGAUGAAAUAAAAGGAAGCACAGACUAAAAACUGGAGCAAACUGGAAGAACAGAAAGGGAUCACCUGUGUGUGAGCCUAUGCCCACUGCAUACAACAUAAUCACUUCUGAGCCAAGCUUUCAACCUUAGUAGGAAAUGCACAAAGGUGAGAAAUUAUGAAUGUUUGGACUGUGGAAAAAGCUUCAGCACAAGUGGAAAACUUACUUUACACAAAAGAACCCACACUGGGGAGAAACCACAUAAAUGCUUCGAGUGUGGAAAGAGCUUCAGCCAGGCAGGACAUCUUAUUACGCACCAUAGAACCCACUCUGGGGAGAAACCACAUAAAUGCUUCGAGUGUGGAAAGAGCUUCAGCAGGAGUAAAGAUCUUGCUAUAAACCAUAUAAUCCACUCUGGGGAGAAACCACAUAAAUCCUUUCAGUGUGGAAAGAAUUUCAGCAUGAGUGGAGCUCUUAGUAGACACCAUAGAACCGACAAUGGGGAGAAACCACAUAAAUGCUUCGAGUGUGGAAAGAGCUUCAGCAGGAGUGAAGGUCUUGCUAUACACCAUAGAACCCACACUGGGGAGAAACCACAUAAAUGCUUCGAGUGUGGAAAGAGCUUCAGCAGGAGUGAAGGUCUUGCUAUACACCAUAGAACCCACACUGGGGAGAAACCACAUAAAUGCUUCGAGUGUGGAAAGAGCUUCAGCCAGGAAGGACAACUAAUUACACACCAUAGAACCCACUCUGGGGAGAAACCACAUAAAUGCUUCGAGUGUGGAAAGAGCUUCAGCAGGAGUGGAGCUCUUAGUAGACACCAUAGAACCCACACUGGGGAGAAACCACAUAAAUGCUUCGAGUGUGGAAAGAGCUUCAGCCAGGCAGGACAUCUUAUUAUGCACUAUAGAACCCACUCUGGGGAGAAACCACAUAAAUGCUUCGAGUGUGGAAAGAGCUUCAGCAAACGUGGAGCUCUUAGUAGACACCAUAGAACCCACACCGGGGAGAAACCACAUAAAUGCUUAGAUUGUGGAAAGAGCUUCAGCAAAAGUGAAAGUCUUAUUAUGCACCAUAGAACCCACACUGGGGAGAAACCACAUAAAUGCUUUGAGUGUGAAAAGAGCUUUAGCACACGUGGAGCUCUUAGUAAACACCAUAGAACCCACACUGGGGAGAAACCACAUAAAUGCUUCGAGUGUGGAAAGAGCUUCAGCUGGAGUCAAGAUCUUGCUAUACACCAUAGAACCCACACUGGGGAGAAACCACAUAAAUGUUUCGAGUGUGGAAAGAGCUUCAGCAGGAGUGGAGCUCUUAGUAGGCACUAUAGAACCCAUACUGGGGAGAAACCACAUAAAUGCUUCGAGUGUGGAAAGAGCUUCAACCAGGCAGGACAACUUAUUAUGCACCAUAGAACCCACACUGGGGAGAAACCACAUAAAUGUUUAGAGUGUGGAAAGAGCUUCAGCACUGGUGGAGCUCUUAGUAGACACCAUAGAACCCACACUGGGGAGAAACCACAUAAAUGCUUCAAGUGUGGAAAGAGCUUCAGCAGGAGUGAAGGUCUUGCUAUACACCAUAGAACCCACACUGGGGAGAAACCACAUAAAUGCUUUGAGUGUGGAAAGAGCUUCAGCAUGAGUGAAGCUCUUAGUAGACACUAUAGGACCCACACUGGAGAGAAACCACAUAAAUGCUUCGAGUGUGGAAAGAGCUUCAGCAGGAGUCAAGAUCUUGCUACACACCAUAGAACCCACACUGGGGAGAAACCACAUAAAUGCUUCGAGUGUGGAAAGAGCUUCAGCAAAAGUGAAAAUCUUACUAUGCACCAUAGAACCCACACUGGGGAGAAACCACAUAAAUGCUUCGUGUGUGGAAAGAGCUUCAGCAUGAGUGGAGCACUUAGUAGACACUAUAGAACCCAUACUGGGGAGAAACCACAUAAAUGCUUCGAGUGUGGAAAGAGCUUCAGCAGGAGUGAAGGUCUUGCUAUACACCAUAGAACCCACACUGGGGAGAAACCACAUAAAUGCUUUGAGUGUGGAAAGAGCUUCAGCAUGAGUGAAGCUCUUAGUAGACACUAUAGAACCCACACUGGAGAGAAACCACAUAAAUGCUUCGAGUGUGGAAAGAGCUUCAGCAGGAGUCAAGAUCUUGCUACACACCAUAGAACCCACACUGGGGAGAAGCCACAUAAAUGCUUUGAAUGCGGAAAGAGCUUCAGCAGGAGUCAAGAUCUUGCUAUACACCACAGAACGCACACUGGGGAGAAACCACAUAAAUGCUUCGAGUGUGGAAAGAGCUUCAGCAUGAGUGGUGCUCUUAGUAGACACUAUAGAACCCAUACUGGGGAGAAACCACAUAAAUGCUUCGAGUGUGGAAAGAGCUUCAACCAGGCAGGACAUCUUAUUACGCACCAUAGAACCCACACUGGAGAGAAACCACAUAAAUGCUUAGAGUGUGGAAAGAGCUUUAGCACGGGUGGAGCUCUUAGUAGACACCAUAGAACCCACACUGGGGAGAAACCACAUAAAUGCUUCAAGUGUGGAAAGAGCUUCAACAGGAGUGAAGGUCUUGCUAUACACCAUAGAACCCACACUGGGGAGAAACCACAUAAAUGCUUCGAGUGUGGAAAGAGCUUCAUCAAGAGUGAAGAUCUUGCUCUACACCAUAGAACCCACACCGGGGAGAAACCACAUAAAUGCUUCGAGUGUGGAAAGAGCUUCAGCACGAGUGGAGCUCUUAGUAGACACCAUAGAACCCACACUGGGGCGAAACCACGUAAAUGAUUCGAGUGUGGAAAAAGCUUCAGCAAAAGUGAAAAUCUUACUAUGCACCAUAGAACCCACUCUGGGGAGAAACCACAUAAAUGCUUUGAGUGUUGAAAGUGCUUCAGCCAGGCAGGACAUCUUAUUAUGCACCACAGAACCCACUCUGGGGAGAAACCACAUAAAUGCUUCGAGUGUGGAAAGAGCUUCAGCACAAGUGGAGCUCUUAGUAGACACCAUAGAACCCACACUGGGGAGAAACCACAUAAAUGUGUAAGGUCCAAUUGGGAUCAUUUUUACAUUGAAUAAGUGCAUAGAUAGGUUAGCCAUAUUGUAUUAGAUAAAUGCUUGACAUGAGUCUGUUCGCUUGAUACAGUUUAGGCCUUGAUCUUAGUAUGAACCCAUCAGUGAAUGCUGUCAUAAAAGGUGGAUUUCCAAAUCCCACGCAAUGCGUCCAAAUUAGACAUACCAAAUUCUCCCCUCCAGCAAUCUCAAGAAAGCCCCCACCUUCUCUCUCGUCUAAUCUUAGAGACCCAGCCUGUCAACUCAGGCAAACAUCCUCAUUUUUCACUGAAAAGCAUAGUCUAAAAAGUAAGAGUAUGCUAACCACAAACUUCAUGCUUGGAAAGAUUGGUGCUGCCCAGACUCUGUGCCUUUCGGUUCCCUUACGCACAGGCCACCUUUGACCAAUAGUAUUAAAUGUCAAACAGAAGGUCAUGGAAGACCCCUUCCUUGUCCAAUCACUAUUGAUGCGUAGGUGGGAAAGGUGAGGAUACUUAAAACCCUAAUCUGAGGAUAGAGGAGGAACGGCUCUCUCCCUCAGGGAGUGUGGCUCAGGCACAGCACACAGGAGGAGGAAAGGAGGAAGUUGAUCUGAUCAAUCAAUUUAACGGCACCUAGCAUCUAGCAAAAAGAGGAACAAGUCGAGGCUCCCUUGGGGUAUAGUAUAUUGUGACCACAAGGGUCAGUGUCUCAAGGCUGUUAGUUUUAUGACUGCUUUGUGUGAGAGAAGUAAUUUUGCUGCAUGCUGUAUGCUGUGUUUCAUCUGAAUUUUGGUAAGAAAAGAAAUAUGUUUUGAUUAAAUAUAAUCUCUUCACUUCUCCUCAUGUCUUCUUGAGUCUUGGGAUUCUUGACAGCCAGGACCAUCAGAAAGGACCCACGGUCUAUUAAUGUGAGGAUUUUUGGAGCCCUCGUUUAUUCCUGGUUGCAGGGAUUUUGGGGAGUCAAAAAUCUCUUACAUAUUUGGUGUCAGCAGUGGGAUAUUGGGGUUCUUCUGGCUGUUUUGAGUCUUGUGGCUUCAGAGGACACAAAGUCCCCUGUUUCCCCCCCUCCCUCUUGGCUUUCUCCAUCCUUGCUUUCUUCCUCCCCUCCCUCUUCCAACUCUCACUUGCCUCAAGCCUCUUUCUGUCUGUUUGCCUCUUGGUUACUUCUCCCCUUCUAUCAGGAGAAAUCUCUCCCCUUUGGAGAAAUAGAAUCUUCCAUAAGCUCUCUAUCGACCCCUCUCAUCUACUCCUUUUUCCGACCUCCAUCUCUCCUUUCUCUUUAACUCCCCUCCCUUGCUUAAAGUAAAGGUCCGUCUUUUCAACUCUUCCACCCCACCUUAUCCCUCUCUUACAUCUGGUCUGAACUCUUCCUUAGCCGACCUCACUCUACCCACCACAUCCUUCUUGGCUCAUCCACCUCUCUUCCCCUCUCUCCCGUCUUUCACUCCACUUUCCUUCCAUAAACCUCUUUCCCAGAAGAUAUCCUUUCUCUCAUUUUCCCCCUCCCCGGGCGCUCCUGUGUGCGAUCCACUCCUCCUUCCACCCAAUCCUUCCGUCCCUCCUUUUUCUUCUUUUUCAACUAAGCUAACUUAUCUGUUUAUGGGGUUUUGAAUUUGCUUUUUAUAUCUACUCACUGCGGCCACUUUGAAAUUUUUGUUUAUGUGGGUUUUCUUGUAAAUUUGCCCAAACGGGAAAUGGAUACUCAUAUGAGAUUGUAGAAGUUAAAGCUAGAUUCUCUAGACUUAGAGUGACACUAUGCCUUGGAAAGCAUUUUAAUCAACCUGUUGAAGGCUUCGUGUUUUGCUACCCGGGAGCACAUUGCUUUUAAAGCAAUUCCUGGGGAGGUCAUUUUGGCACCUCCUAUCAAGGCCUGUAGUUGUACAAGGCUGUUGAGUACCUCAUAGUAUAGUUUAUUUGUGUCAGCGGU
Messenger RNA from Hemicordylus capensis (graceful crag lizard), 5184 nucleotides. Its product is annotated as zinc finger protein 91-like. Gene Ontology annotation, cellular component: nucleus. Lineage: Eukaryota; Metazoa; Chordata; Lepidosauria; Squamata; Cordylidae. The record is from RefSeq and is a predicted model, not a curated record. Gene Ontology annotation, biological process: regulation of transcription by RNA polymerase II. Gene Ontology annotation, molecular function: RNA polymerase II transcription regulatory region sequence-specific DNA binding; DNA-binding transcription factor activity, RNA polymerase II-specific. The coding region runs from base 688 to 3015 and encodes 775 amino acids. The transcript has 2 exons.